GCGGCCGCCGCGCCGCCAUGUCCUACAACAAGAUCCCGCCGCGCUGGCUCCACUGCCCGCGGCGGGGGCAGCCCGUGGCAGGAAAGUUUUUACCUUUGAAGACAAUGUUAGGACCAAGAUAUGAUGAACAGGUUGCUGAAGAAAACCGUUUUCACCCAAGUAUGUUGUCCAACUACUUAAAGAGUCUGAAGGUUAAAAUGGGUUUACUGGUGGACUUGACCAACACCACUAGAUUCUAUGAUAGGAAUGAUAUAGAGAAAGAGGGGAUUAAGUAUAUAAAGCUUCAAUGUAAAGGGCAUGGUGAGUGCCCUACACCUGAGAAUACAGAAACAUUUAUUCGCGUAUGUGAACACUUUAGUGAUAAGAAUCCCUCAGAGCUUAUAGGUGUCCAUUGCACACAUGGUUUCAAUAGAACUGGAUUUCUGAUCUGUGCCUUUUUGGUGGAGAAGUUGGACUGGAGUGUUGAGGCAGCUGUGGCUACUUUUGCUCAGGCUAGACCACCAGGUAUUUAUAAAGGUGACUAUUUGAAGGAAUUAUUUCGUCGUUAUGGAGAUGAAGAUGAUGCACCAUCACCACCUGAGUUACCGGAGUGGUGCUUUGAUGAAGAUGAAGAGGAAGAUGAUGAUAAUGGUAAAACAGGAAGCCAAGAAUCAGAACCUGGGUCAUCAAGCUCUUCCUAUGGCAAAAGGAGAAAAGAACGCCUAAAACUGGGUGCAAUUUUCUUGGAAGGAGUAACAGUUAAAUGUGUGACCCAGGUGACAAUGCAACCAAAGUUAGGAGGGAUACAGCAAAAAUGUCAGCAGUUCUGUGGAUGGGAAGGGUCUGGAUUCCCUGGAGCACAGCCUGUUUCCAUGGACAAGCAAAAUAUUAAAUUUUUAGAGCAGAAGCCAUAUAAAGUUAGCUGGAAAGCAGAUGGGACUCGGUACAUGAUGCUGAUUGAUGGCAAAAAUGAAGUUUAUAUGAUUGAUAGAGAUAAUUCAAUUUUUCAUGUAUCUAAUCUGGAAUUUCCAUUUCGUAAAGAUCUUCGCAGCCAUCUAACAAAUACUCUUCUGGAUGGGGAAAUGAUCAUCGACAAGGUUAAUGGACAGGUUGUCCCUCGAUACUUGAUAUAUGACAUUAUUAAAUUUAAUGGACAGCCAGUUGGAGAUUGUGAUUUUAAUGUUCGACUCGCAUGUAUAGAAAAAGAGAUUAUCUUUCCACGACAUGAAAAGAUGAAGACUGGUCUUAUUGACAAAACACAAGAGCCAUUCAGUGUUCGAAACAAACCCUUUUUUGACAUCUACACUGCAAGAAAGCUUCUUGAAGGAAAUUUUGCUAGAGAAGUUAGCCAUGAAGUGGAUGGACUGAUCUUUCAGCCUACAGGAAAAUACAAGCCUGGCCGAUGUGAUGAUAUCUUGAAAUGGAAGCCACCCAGUUUGAACUCUGUUGAUUUUCGUCUAAAGAUAACCAGAAUUGGUGGAGAAGGGCUGCUCACCCAGAAUGUUGGUCUUCUUUAUGUUGGAAACUUUGACAGACCUUUUGCACAAAUUAAGGUGACAAAAGAACUGAAACAGUAUGACAAUAAAAUCAUAGAGUGCAAGUUUGAAAACAACAGUUGGGUCUUCAUGAGACAGAGAAUAGACAAGAGCUUUCCAAAUGCAUACAGCACUGCUAUGGCUGUAUGUAACAGUAUCCAAAACCCAGUCACGAAAGAGAUGCUCUUUGAGUUCAUCGAUAGGUGCACGGCAGCUUCGCAGGGACAGACGCGCAAGCACCACCUCGACCCCGACACUGAACUCAUGCCGCCCCCGCCGCCCAAGAGGCCGCGUACCAUAACGUAAGGCUCGGUCGAUGGCAUGCCUGCAGCUGUGCAGAAGGUGAAACGCGAGCGUGAGGACUGGCAAAAAGGAAAAAAAAAAUCUGAAUUGCUGUAAAUACUUCGGUGGUUUUUUUUUGUUUUGUUUUGUUUUUUGUUUUUUUUUCAAAUUCCACAUCAUGAAUGGACAUUCUUUUGCAACUGAAAAAUUCAGCCGCACGUUGUGGUAUCUGAAGAUGAAAUUUCCAAAGGUUUAGACGAGAACAGUACACGGAAUCAAUGGAAAGCUGCCUUGUUUAUAUACAGAUAUCUUUUCACCUUUAAUUUAUAAUUUCAGUGAUUGGGAACUGAGAAAACAUUGGAGUGCUGUACUUUUUAGAAGCUGUGUUAAAAAAAAAGUUUUUUUAUUAUUGUUAUUCAACUGGUUGGGAUUUGUCAUCCAUAGCAUAAUUUAUCAUAGUUUCCCUGUAUUUCUGAGACUUGUGUUUAUCAGCAAACAGCAAUGUUGUUUGUGCACUGUGUUACUUAAAAACAAGGCCUUCUUAGAUUUCACUAAUUUUAAAAUUAGUUGAGUUUUUGUUGUUGAAAUACUAAAAAAGUGAAUUCUUCGUGUAAAUAGCACCCAUCCUUUUGAAAGGAAAUGUGCUAGGUGUGUGUCUGUUUUUCUCCCCCUGUUGAGCCUAACACACCAAAUGUAUUGUGGGCUGAUUUUAGCUUUGCCUUUUAAGUUUUUCUGUAGGUAAGGAAUACCCACCAAAUCCUUAGUACUGAGGUCUCUUGUUAUGAGACAAUUUCUAGUAUAGGGCUUACUUCUCCACAGUGAUACCAUUGUAAAUAUUAUUAAAAAGUACAUUUCACUGUGAUAUGCAAGAGUAAUAAACAAUACAAUAGGGAUGUCUCAGAUCCAGGCACAAAAUGUUGAAAGAAAUGCCAGACGACUCCUGUGCAAAGGAGAAGAUAAUUUUAUUGGAAAAGAGCCAUAUCACAAGGAAAGUCUCCUGUUUUAGAUAACUGCAGGACAAAGAUAAAUCAUUUCUGGAGGUGAGGUAGCAUCCAGGGGAACAUGACUCUCAUUUUCAGAGGUGGAGUAGGCUGUCCUGUGAUAGCAUCCUAAUUCGCUAGCUGACUUUCUCUCAUACCAAAUGAAGACGCAGAUACCCUGAUGGCUCUUGCUGCAGUGCGCUGACAGUUGUUUGUAACAUCAAUUUUGAGAGGCUGCACACUGGUUGUCUAAUGGAGGAGUUGCUCUGAACUGGGAUUAAUCAGAAGCCAAACUAACGUAGAUUUUAAAGUUUGCUGUACAUCUCACAAGCAGGGAUCUGUGUGGCUGUUUAUAUAGCCUACCUGAUGUGUAAGUACAAGUCAUCCACCCAUCUAGGAGUCUGAUUAGUGAACAUCAAUAAUUUGGAAUAAUAACUAAAAUAUAUUUCUACUUAAAUGAAUUUUAAUGUUUGUAAAGAAAAUUAAUUCCUGCAGUAUUUUUUUUUCCUAUGGGAACUAGACUAUGCUUUGUAGUGGCUUCUCCAGUUGUUUCAACCUGUUGUAUAAAUACACAUGGUAUCAUUUAGAUGGCGUUUCUAGUGUUUUUUUCUGGGAUAUUCUGUAUGUUUUAGAGAACUGAAGAAGUUAAAUAAGUUACUUUUUAUACUGUAGUAAAAGAAGUGAGGGGAAAAAAUGUGUUCAGCAAACUGUACAUACUUUCUGCAUAUUAUCUCUGGAAAAGAUGUAAUAUCACCUAUGCAAGGUUGCAAAAUAUCUCCUAAAAAAGAGCCUUAUGAAUUUGAUGUGAAAACCUAUGCAGCCUCUGUGCAUCUUGCGUUGAAACACACAGUUAUUUCUUCACUUAGUAUAAGUAUUUUCCCCUAGAUUAUACUCUUGUCAUUGACAUUGUCUUAGCAUUUUUUGUCAUGAUCUUCAUGAUCUAUGGUAAUUGCAAUGUCUAUGAUGAUUACAACGUUUUUAGUGAAUUAGGACAUUUCAUUGUUCUAAGGCUGUAGCCAGAUCAUUUCCUUUUGUCUCUUUCUGAGUGAGCCCUUGCAUCUUGUAUCUCAGCAAGACUUAGUUUCUGGUUUACCUUUUGCUUUAGAGCAGCAGCACUACAGGCUGUCUUCCACAUGUAUUCCUCUACCAAGUUCAUGAACGCAUUGUGGCCCUUCUUGUUUUUUGACAAGGUCUUUUUCCUAUGUUCAGCUUGAAAUGAGUAUUUUGAAAGAGUAAUGACACUGGGAACUGGUUUAGAGCUCCAUGUUCGCAUUUGACUGUAGAACUCUUCUUGCACUACAGCCUGCUAGCUUUUUAGCGAUGUCAGUCACCUGUGCUUUCUGGAAAAGGAAGCUACUGGAGAAGGGUAGAAUGAAGAAUCUGAUGAAAACAAAUGGAGUUUCACCAUGCUGUGAGAAAUUUAAACUCCCUUCUUCUGCUACUAGAUACUCGGAGAUUGAAGCUAAGAAGCAAAGAAGAGUCUGUGCCAGGAAAAUAAGGAUAAUAAUAAUAAUAAAAAAACCCUCUAACUUGUCUACUCUUUUGUGUACAGCAUGAAUCCAUCCACUGUUUUGUCAUUUGUUAAGUACAUAUUUAAAAUCUGGUUUCACUGGAGUUUCCAGAAAAUGUAAGUACAUUCCUCUACAAACUGUGUAUUAAGUAUUUUAAUAAAGUCAGUGGUUUAAAAUA
Molecule: messenger RNA, 4465 nt
Organism: Rhea pennata
Lineage: Eukaryota; Metazoa; Chordata; Aves; Rheiformes; Rheidae
Gene: RNGTT
Product: RNA guanylyltransferase and 5'-phosphatase
Exons: 16
Coding region: 18-1820 (600 amino acids)
Biological process (GO): 7-methylguanosine mRNA capping; protein dephosphorylation
Molecular function (GO): mRNA 5'-triphosphate monophosphatase activity; ATP binding; protein tyrosine/serine/threonine phosphatase activity
Source: RefSeq, a predicted model, not a curated record